Coregonus sp. 'balchen' is the source of this 2501-nucleotide messenger RNA. NCBI's taxonomy places the organism in Eukaryota, Metazoa, Chordata, Actinopteri, Salmoniformes, Salmonidae. The record is from the annotation of a GenBank genome assembly.
AUGGUCAUCCUCUAUUCUUUCUCCCCGUCAGGGUUCUCUUCUAGUGAGAAGAUGACAGGUGUGUUCUCCUAUGAAAGCUCCUAUUUGGACUGGUGUGAGGCGAACUACAGGCACUCUGAACACAUAGUGGAGUACUUCAACACUGUAAGUGAACAUUAUUUAUUUCUUACAAUAUCCAGCUGAGAUAUACGCCUCUGUGCUUACUGUACCUUUUUAAAACUACAUUGCAGUUCACUUGUCUAAUUGUUGUAUUGCAUCUGUUCGAGGAGGACAAUCAUUUAUGGCCACAAUGAUGACAGAUAUAGUGGACAGGUGCAUCACUCACUGCAUUACAUUGUGAAUCCCUCUUUUAGAACACUCCUUCCUGUUUCUCCAGAUGAGCAGUCUGUUCUUCUUCGUGAUCUCCCCCAUCAUGCUGUACCUGCUGCACCCCUACGCCAGGGAGAGAAACCUGGCUGUACACCUGGUCUGGAUCAUGAUGAUCUUUGUGGGUGUGUGUCUCAACAAACAUCAGGCCAACCUUCAUUAAGCUGUAACACCACUCCCAAGGUGGCCUCAUCGGUCUGCUUUCAGUUCAUUCUGAAUUCCAUAAUAGCUCUUAACCUUUACCCCAUAGAUACAGGGUAGGGCCGUGGCUAGAGCCCAUUUAGGAACGGGGCAUUAAUGUGUGUCCCCUCCCUACAGGUCUCUUCUCUCCCUACUUCCACAUGACCCUGAGCUUCAUGGGCCAGAUGCUGGAUGAGCUGUCCAUCCUGUGGGUGCUGGGGCUCUGCUACACUCUGGUUCCCACGCAGGCUAUUCCCACGCAGGCUAUUCCCCUGCUUCAUCAAGGACAGGUUGGUCACCAUAACACCUGCUCAAGGCUUCUGUAGCCAAAACAUUGUCUGUGAAUACUGGAAGUAGCAUGUACCAUGUGUCGCCUGCCUGUCUCUAUUCAAUGUAGCCAUGGGGCAGCGUCCAUGUGUGUUCUCCCUGCUACAGGAUCAUGCGCCUGUUCUCUCUGUAUGGAACAAACGGCAGUACGUACUGUAGGCUGUUAAUAAGGCAGGAGACAAUGACAGGAUCUUUUUACAGGGCACGCCAGGUUGAAACAGAAGCCAUGCUAAGCCAGGAGCCUGACAACCAGGCCAGGAGCAGCCUGCAGUGUAUUAUAUUCACCAGCCAGUCGGAGAGAGGGGCUCCCUGGCUUUCUGAAUGACUCUCCCAUUAACACUGUGUUAAUAUUAAAGUAAAGGGUGGGAAAAGAUGAAUGCAAUAUUAAUGAGAGUGUGAACAUAAUCCCAAUUUGACUAUAAAAAGGGCACCUGGUUCAAUAGUCCCCAUUGAUUUACCUUCCAGUGUUUUCUGUGCUGCCGUGUGAAUCCUGUCAACUGUCUUCAAGUUCAUUGUGUGUCUCCUACACCCCACCCCUAACCCGGUCUCUCUCUCUCGCCCCCUGCAGGACGACUUUCUCCCGGCUGGUCAUGGUGAUCACUGUUGUCACCACCCUGUGCUCCUUUGUCAAACCCACUGCCAACGCCUACGUCCUCAACUGCUUUGCCUUCCACAUCUACUCAUUGGGUCUGGAGAUGAAGAUGUAAGGCAAUACCUCCCAUUAAUGUACUGUACAUUACUGUCUCUGGCUGUAGUUCACUGUCUGAUAACUGCUUUCUGUCUAUCUAUUGCUCACUCUCACUCUCUUUCUUCCUCUAUCUCUCUCGCUCUUUCUGUGUUUAUCGCUCUGCUUUAUUUUCCUCACUCACAGCUGUACUGACCAGAAGGUCAUGGUUAUGCUGGUCUGCUGUUGGCCUGUGGUUGAUGGCAAUCACAUGUUGGAUCAGUGGCCGUUUCGGAUGCAGCCUCUGGCAAAAGCUCAACUUCUGCUACCUGCAUGGCAUCUGGUAAGAGUAGGGUAGAGGACAAAAACUAAACUGAUGUGAAUAGAAGUUAGAUAUAAUAUUCUCUUGAUGUUGUGAAUAAUCAUGAACAGACUGACGUGUCUAUUCACUCUCUAGGCACAUUCUGAUUGUGAUGGCUGUAGCCUACGCAAGCACCCUGAUAGCCUACUUGGAUGCCAACUAUGAGAUACCCUACUCCCUGCCAGGCCUUCAGUACUGGCCCAGUGACAACUGUGCCCUGGGCUUGCCUUACAUCGUCCUGAAAGGAACCACCAAGACUCAGAAAAUAUGCUAGAGAACUUUCAACUUCUGCAAGAGACAACUUGAUGGCUUUGGUGAUAAAAUGUGCUAUGUAGUGCCAUGCAAGUAAAACUGUAAAAAAGCUGUGCCUUUCGUUUUACUUAGCAGUGACUCAGUUUUGAGAAAUGGUUGCAAUUCAUUAGAUUGCUUCUUAUUUGAUAUGAUAGUAGAAUCAACGCCACUCAGGUCAUCAAGUUCGAUGUUUGCAUAGUAUGUUUGGUGUAUACGUGUGAGAGAAUGAAUGUGUGUAUGUUUGUAUGCAUUUUGUGUUCAUUGAUUAAUGCACUCAUCUGUAAUUUGAGUCCAUAUAUGCAUGGAUAUUCU